AUGUCGCUCCUCAGUAGAUUCUUCUACAGAAGGCCGCCCGAUGGGUUGCUCGAGUUUGUCGAGAGAGUAUACGUGUUCGAUUCUUGCUUUUCUACUGAAGUUCUGCCCGAUGAAUUGUACCACAUGUAUUUACACGAAACAAUUGGGGAACUGUACGAAGAGUUUCCCGACUCUUCCAUUCUUGCUUUCAAUUUCCGCGAGGGCGACAAGCGGAGCCAGUUCGCUGAGAUUUUGUGCAAGUAUGAUGUUACUGUUAUGGAUUAUCCGCGCCAGUACGAGGGCUGCCCGCUCCUGCCCUUGUCCUUGGUGCAACAUUUCCUUCAAGCUUGCGAGAGUUGGCUUUCACUUGGGAACCGUCAGAAUGUUAUCCUCUUCCACUGCGAGAGAGGGGGCUGGCCCCUCAUGGCCUUCCUAUUGGCUAGUUUCUUGAUUUUUAAGAAGCUCCAUCGAGGUGAACGAAGAACCCUUGAAAGUGUUCAUCGAGAGGCUCCGAAGGGCUACCUGCAGCUCUUGUCGCCACUUAAUCCUUUCCCUUCUCAGCUGCGGUACCUUCAAUAUGUUGCAAGAAGAAACAUUGCGCCAGAGUGGCCGCCUCCUGAACGAUUCCUUUCGUUAGAUUGUGUCAUUCUUCGUGCCAUUCCUAGCUUCGACUCGGACAAUGGCUGCAGACCUGUCAUACGUAUUUUUGGUAGGAAUCUCCGCUCAAGGGGUGGACUUUCGACCCAGAUGCUGUUCUCCAUGUCUAAGAAGAAGAAAUCUUCCAUUAAACAUUACCGACAGGCAGACUGUGAUGUGAUCAAAAUUGACAUCCAGUGUUUGGUACAAGGAGAUGUUGUCUUGGAGUGUGUGCAUUUGGACUUGGAUCCUGAAAGGGAAGUCAUGAUGUUUCGCGUAAUGUUCAACACAGCAUUUAUUCGAUCCAACAUACUAAUGCUGAACUCUGACAACCUUGACAUUCUUUGGGAUUCAAAGGAACGAUAUCCAAAAGGAUUUCGAGCAGAGAUUCUAUUUGGUGAAGUUGAGAGUGCCUCACCACCAAAAGGCCCAAGUCCAACUUCAGUGUUGAACGUGGAAGAGAAGGGUGGAUUACCAAUUGAAGCUUUUUCUAAGGUUCAAGAACUCUUCAAUGGUGCAGAAUGGGUUGAUAACAGUGAUGCUUUGUGGCUACUUAAGCAACUUUCCGUCUUCAAUGAUGCAAGAGAACUUUCAAGAUUUCAAGCUAGAGGUAGUUCAUAUGCUUCACCUUUUGACUCUGAAGAAGAUAAUAACGCUUCCAGCACUGCAGAUAGUUCAGAUGAAGCUUUUGAUUUUGUUCCAAAGUCUUCAGUAGAUUCUAUGGAGUCAUUUGUGCGUGGUACUGUUAAUUCCGUAGACAUACCACCACCAUUUGAUGAUCCAGUUGAUCCAGACAUUGGUUCAGAAUCCACAGGUGCAAUUUCAGUUCACCCUGAAACUGCUCCAUCCUCUCUUAAGCAACAACUGGCUUCAACUGAGGAAAUGAAACCUUCUUCAGAAGCUUCUCUACAGUGUAAACCUUCUGUUGGACAAGUACCAACACAACCACCACAACCUGGAAUCCUUGCUUCCCCACCACCACCACCUCCUCCCCCUCCUCCGCUUCCUACAACUACUAGUGUCCAAAGUCCUGUUUCAAUUUUUGCACCACCUCCACCAACACCGCCUCCACCUCCUCCUGCAGAGUCUCUGAACAAUACUACUAGUCCAUCUCUACCGGCGUCAUCUAUUCCUGCUAGUACAGUUUCUUCAUUCUAUAGUUCUCCUGCCACAAGUAAAGUUCCCACUCCACCACCACCCCCUUCUAACUUAUCACAUAUAGCUCCGCCACCGCCACCGCCACCGCCACCGCCACCGCCUCCUCCACCUCCUCCGUUUGGCAGAAUGUGUUCAGGUUUAAGUACAAGUCUGGAGCUGCAUUCUGGACCCAGUACUCUUGACUCUUUUCAAAAGCAAGCACCACCUGCACCUCCGCCACCUCCACCACCUCCUCCUUCCAGCUUACAUUCAUCACUUCCAUCAUUGUUACCUCCACCUCCACCUCCGCCACCUCCACCUCUUCCUUCUUGCUUACAUUCAUCAUUGUUAUCUCCACCUCCACCUCCACCUCCACCUCCUCCUCCUCCUCCUCCUUCCAGCUCGCAUUCAUCAUUUUUACCACCACCACCACCACCACCACCUCCUCGUCCUCCUUCUGGUUCGUAUUCAUCACCUUCAGCACCACCGCCACCGCCACCACCUUCAUUUCCCUCAAAAACCAAUAAUAUCAAGCAGCUACCACCAGCCCCUCCCCCUCCGCCUCCACAUUCUACUUUGUCAUCUUCAACAUCUAUCACAAGUGCUAGAAGUGGUCCUCCACCUCCACCUCCAGUUCCACCUCCACUCCCUGCUGGUGGCAACCCUGGUGCUGCCCCGGGGCCACCUUCCCGUCCUCCUCCCCCUCCUCCAGCACCUCCUUUGGGUCCUACACGCUCUAGUUCGAUCUCAUCACCUGCCCUCCCCACUCCACCACCACCACCGAGGCCUCCCGCUCCACCUCCAGUACCUGGUCGUGGUGGCCCUCCAGGUCCGCCACCAUUGCCAGGAACAAAGAGCUCCAGUGUGCCACCUCCUCCGCCUCCUUCCAUUGGCAGGGCAAAAGGUUCUUCUGGUUCAAGUGGUCAUGGCAGAGGUCGAGGAAUCGCCCCAACUGGCGUUGCCACUAAAAGAACUUCUUUGAAGCCCUUGCAUUGGGUGAAAGUUACUCGAGCAGUGCAAGGAAGUCUGUGGGCUGAUUCACAAAGGCAGGAGAGUCAAUCAAGGGCCCCUGAAAUUGAUAUAUCAGAACUUGAGAGUUUGUUCUCAGCUGCAUCAGUGUCAGAAGGUAGUGCUGCUAGUAGAAUUGGUGCUAGACGUGGCUCUAACAUCAAUAAGCCUGAGAAAGUACAGUUGGUUGACUUGCGUAGAGCAUAUAAUUGUGAAAUAAUGCUUUCAAAAAUCAAGAUUCCGUUGCCUGAAAUGAUUAAUGCAAUUCUAGCUUUAGAUUCUUCAGUGUUGGAUAUUGAUCAGGUUGAAAAUCUGAUCAAAUUUUGUCCAACUAAGGAGGAAAUUGAAACAUUAAAGAACUUUACCGGCAAUAAGGAAACGCUUGGAAGAUGCGAACAGUUCUUCAUGGUGCUGAUGACUGUUCCAAGAGUGGAAGCCAAAUUACGAGUAUUUGCUUUCAGGAUCACUUUCUCAAGUCAGGUGAAUGAUUUGAGAGGUAACCUCAAUACCGUGAAUGAUGCUGCCAGAGAGGUGAAAGAAUCUGAAAAGUUACGGCAGAUAAUGCAAACAAUUCUUACGUUGGGGAAUGCUUUAAAUCAAGGCACUGCACGAGGAUCUGCUGUGGGAUUCAAAUUGGACAGCCUUCUUAAGUUGUCUGAUACUCGUGCAAGAAACAACAAAAUGACUUUAAUGCACUAUUUAUGCAAGCUCCUAGCUGAGAAAAUGCCAACAUUGCUUGAUUUUGGCAAAGACCUUGCUCAUUUGGAAGCUGCUUCUAAGAUUCAACUUAAAACUCUAGCUGAAGAAAUGCAGGCUGUUAGCAAAGGUCUUGAGAAGGUUGAGCAGGAACUCGCUGCUUCAGAAAACGAUGGUGCUAUAUCUGCCGGUUUCCAAAAGGUACUGAAGAACUUCCUUCAUACUGCUGAAGCUGAAGUAAGGUCACUUAUUUCGUUGUACUCAGAAGUGGGAAGAAAUGCAGAUGGAUUGUCCCAGUAUUUUGGAGAGGAUCCAGCUCGGUGCCCCUUUGAGCAAGUGACACAAAUCUUGGCCGUCUUCGUGAAGAUGUUCAACAAGGCACGGGACGAAAAUGAGAAGCUGGCUGAGGCUGAAAAGAAGAAACUCGAGAAGGAAGCCUUGAAAGAGAAGUCUGCUGCAAACUUGUCCGCGAAGAAAGAUGAGAACGACAAGAUGAAACUCGAGUUUCAACUCCAGAGAAAUGCUGUAAGGCUGAAAAAUGAAGACUGA
This is a messenger RNA of Linum trigynum, 4005 nucleotides long. NCBI's taxonomy places the organism in Eukaryota, Viridiplantae, Streptophyta, Magnoliopsida, Malpighiales, Linaceae. The record is from the annotation of a GenBank genome assembly.